CUUUGUUGAGAACCCCUUUAAAAUCUCGGCUAAAGGAUGGAACUCCUGCUCCCACUUCUUCUUUUUUGACUUCCAGCUCAAAUCUAAAGCAAAACAAAAAAACAAAAGUGAGCAAAACAUUUGUCUCCAGCAGAAGCACUGCUCUUACAGAGUGCCUUGCCCUGCUACUUCUUUUCUUUUUUUCAUCCAACCGGAAAAACAGUACUCUCACUUCCCCUUUAUCCAUGGCACCAAAUGGUGUCAUAAAACUGUGCGAUCCUAUUUGCACUUGAAAAAAGUUGCAACCUUUUUUGUGAGUUUUCUCUGACUCCACAAAAUGGGUGGAGGUGACGCCUUUGUGUCUCAACCAGAACAGCCACCAUAUUUUCUCUCACAGCCAAACUCGCCUUUUCCUCCCACUGCUCGAUCUGAUAGUUUCAGUUUGAACGAUAGGGCAUUGAAGGUCAGUCCGAGCAUACUUCUGAUCAUUAUAAUUCUGGCUAUUGUUUUCUUCAUUUCUGGUCUGCUACACCUGCUGGUUAGAUUUCUGUGGAGACCCCAAACUCGAGAGCCCGAUGAUUUAGACAAUGCCACUGCUCUUCAAGGCCAAUUACAGCAACUCUUCCACCUGCAUGAUGCUGGGGUCGACCAGUCAUUCAUUGACACCCUCCCUGUCUUCCUCUACAAGGCCAUCAUAGGACUCAAGAACCCCUUUGACUGUGCCGUUUGUUUGUGUGAGUUUGAGCCUGAGGACAAGCUCAGGUUGCUUCCAAAAUGUAGCCACGCUUUUCACAUGGAGUGUAUUGACACCUGGCUCUUGUCUCACUCUACUUGUCCUCUAUGUAGAGCCAGCUUACUCCCUGAAUUCUCUGUGGGCAACUCGUGUUCUCCCUAUGUUCUUGUCCUUGAAUCUGGGAGUGAGAGUUCCAGGGAGAUUGUUCCUGAAAGAGAGGCUGCCGUCGGAAGGUCUAGUUCGGUUAUGACUUCAAAUUCUCGUCUUGGAUGCCAUGGAGAUAGUGAAUUUGGAUCAACCCGUGUGGAUUUGAAAUCAGGUGAGUUAUUGAGUGAAGCUCCUGAUCCAACACUACCAAAUGGUGUGGAAAAAGUGGUUACUGUUAAGCUGGGAAAGUUUAAAAGUGUGGAUGGUGGAGGUGAUGGUGGGGAAGGGAGUAGUACUACCAACAAUGUGGAUUCUAGAAGGUGUUUUUCCAUGGGGUCAUUUGCUUAUGUUAUGGACGAAAGUUCCUCACUCCAAGUGCCCAUACGAACCCCAAUCAAGAAGCAAUCGAGUAAGAAGAAGUCUGGUUUGCCUUUGACUCCAGGACACAGGCCUGCAAUGUCAGAAUGUGACUGUGAAUCCAGAAGGGAUUUCAAGUUUGCAGUCUUUGAUGCAACUAUAGUUGAGGACGAUGCUGCUAGUAGUGGGGCUGCAACUGAUAGGACAACUUGUAAUGAGAAUAGUGCUGCAAUUGGAAGAAAUAGAAAGGAAAGUUUUUCAAUAUCAAAGAUUUGGCUCAGGGGGAAGAAGGAUAAGCCAAAUGCUGUGGCAGAUUCGUCUAGAAGGGCUGUUUCAUUUCGCUUCCCGGCGAAGUCCAGUGCUGUUGCUGCUUCGGUCAGUGCCGAUGAUGAUUUGAAAGGAAAGAAUUCUAAGUUUGAUACAAGGAGUACCAUUUCUGAGAUGGAUAUUGGGAAGUGGGAAAAUGGAGGAGGAAGCGAGUUUGAUUUCGAUGAGGAAAACCAGAGUUGUUAUAGUAUGGAUUCUUCUCAAGCUAGGGCGCCAUCUUUUGCUAGAAGGACUUUGCUUUGGCUCACAGGAGGAAGACAGAACAAGGUUGUUCACUCCGCUUCCAACCUCUAAUUUCUCUCAUCGUUUAUCUCCUUAUUUUAGAACCAUUUUUUUGCUUCGAUCUUAUAGUUCUGGAAUCUAAAUUUGUUUAAAAUAGAAUGUUAGUGGUAGAAAGGUGCAAGAAAAAUGGAAAAAGUAAAAUGAGUUGGGAGAUCCGAAUACAGUAUUUCUGGUUUGAGUUU
Molecule: messenger RNA, 2007 nt
Organism: Vigna radiata var. radiata (mung bean)
Lineage: Eukaryota; Viridiplantae; Streptophyta; Magnoliopsida; Fabales; Fabaceae
Product: RING-H2 finger protein ATL13
Exons: 1
Coding region: 317-1837 (506 amino acids)
Source: RefSeq, a predicted model, not a curated record